Quercus robur (English oak) is the source of this 2016-nucleotide messenger RNA. Its product is annotated as pre-mRNA splicing factor SR-like 1. Lineage: Eukaryota; Viridiplantae; Streptophyta; Magnoliopsida; Fagales; Fagaceae. Gene Ontology annotation, cellular component: precatalytic spliceosome. The record is from RefSeq and is a predicted model, not a curated record. Bases 351 to 1664 code for a protein of 437 amino acids. The transcript has 5 exons.
UGAACCAAAUAUUACUAACUGUUUUGUUGUGUCAAAUCCCUUUUCUCUAUCGCGUUGAAUACCAAAAAGACCCCAACUCAGCUGCCUGCGCCAUUGUUAACUUUUUAGGGUUUGAGGUUUGUUACUCACAUAAUAUUAUUGUUAUCGCAUUCUUCAACUUCGCCUUCGUAAUUCGCCAUCGCACCAGAUUAGCGACCCAAAACAAAGCUCUAACUCUCACCACCGCCCAUAUUCAAAUUGGAAUGUCAUGGUGGUGACGCUUCGAUUUUGUGUUUUUUGCUGAGAAUUAUAAUACAUUGUUUCAUUUUCUGAAAGCGUGGGCGGAAAUAAAUAUAUUUGAUUACCCCACAAUGGAGAUUCAGACUUGUGGCAAAUCGAUUGAUUCUUUGCUAGAAAAAGUGCUUUGUAUGAACAUUCUUUCUUCUGAUUACUUCAAAGAGCUAUACCGAUUAAAGACAUACCAUGAGGUGAUAGAUGAAAUUUACAAUCAAGUUGAUCACGUGGAGCCUUGGAUGACGGGAAACUGUCGUGGUCCUUCAACAGCUUUCUGUCUUCUUUACAAGUUUUUUACUAUGAAACUCACCGUCAAACAAAUGCACGGCCUCUUAAAGCACACGGAUUCUCCUUACAUUAGAUGCAUUGGAUUCCUCUACUUGAGAUAUGCUGCAGAUCCAAAGACUUUGUGGAAUUGGUUUGAACCAUAUGUUAAAGACGAAGAGGAAUUCUCUCCUGGUUCAAAUGGACGAAUGACCACGAUGGGUGUAUACGUUCGUGAUUUGCUUCUUGGACAGUACUACUUUGAUACCCUUUUUCCCCGCAUCCCUGUUCCUGUAUUGCGCCAGAUUGUAGCUAAUCUAGAGAAGUUGAAGCUUCCCAGUAAACAUUCCGGUGUGACAGGGGAAACCACCCGUCAUGGAUCCGAUGAUACUGCUCGUCGGCCACCCUCUGUGAAAGCUGCACUCUCUGUCUCUUUUGGUCAGCGUGCUCCUCAUCGUGCUUCUACAAGGGACUCAUCGCCUGUUCGUCGAACCAUACAGCCACCCUCUUAUGAUAGAGCCAGCAGCGAUGAUCCGCGAAAAUCUCCCCGGAGCCGUCGUAGCCAGAGCCGUGAUUAUUCUGAUAGAGAGCAUUCAGAUAGGGAUAGGGAUAGGGAAAGAGAAAGGGACCGAGAUAGGGAUCGAGAAAGAGAACGGGACCGGGACCGGGAUCGAGAAAGGGAUAGGGACCAUGAUCGGGAUCGAGAGAGAUACAGGGAUAGGGGCAGAGACAGGGAUAGAGUCAGGGAUAGGGAUAGGGACCGGGAAAGGGACAGAGAGCGGAGUUAUGAUUAUGAUCGGAGGUCCAAAUAUGCAGAAAAAGAAAGCAGGAGGGACUAUGAGAGGAGCAGCCGCGAUGGUAGUAGGCAUUAUCAUAGUAGGAGUAGAAGUAGGAGCAGAAGCAGAAGUCGGAGCUUGCAAGCUGGCCUUGGAAACGAUGAUCGGCAUUCGAGUCCACAAAGAGACGGGAUCAAGGAGAAGACAUCUGUGUCUAAUAAUCUGGCAAAACUUAAGGAUCUCUAUGGUGAUUUAGGCAAUGAUAAAGGAGAUGCUAGCAUGGAAAGGAUUCCUAGGAGGGAUAAUAGUGGUGAAGAAGUUAUUAGACUUGGUGGUUCUUCUUGGAAAUAGUGCUUAGUGGUUCUCAUGCAAUUCCUGUGUCAUUGAAGUCUUUAAGCAGGAUAGCUCGUGUUUGGAUCAAGAAGCAAACACCUUAAUCACAUGAUCCUUUUUGUUCUUUAGCUCUCUGCCUCUCUCUACGUAGAUUGAUGGAUACUAUCCAUACUGGCUCAUUUAUUGCCCGUGUGCUGUUGCCGGGCUGCCUGUAUAUUAGAUGUUAUUCUGAAUUUUUUUUUUCUUGGUUGGGUAUUUUGUUACCAUCUAUUUAAUGCAUUGUUAUUGGAUAAUUGUUUCAGAGACAUCUGUGGAACAUGUAAUAUUAUAUCUAACACUGAUUAAAUGUUGAAGAAUACUUUUAACUGAA